Molecule: messenger RNA, 4956 nt
Organism: Cinclus cinclus
Lineage: Eukaryota; Metazoa; Chordata; Aves; Passeriformes; Cinclidae
Gene: RPGRIP1L
Product: RPGRIP1 like
Exons: 23
Coding region: 213-3410 (1065 amino acids)
Biological process (GO): non-motile cilium assembly; retinal rod cell development
Cellular component (GO): photoreceptor connecting cilium
Molecular function (GO): thromboxane A2 receptor binding
Source: RefSeq, a predicted model, not a curated record
UCGGCCGCUGGCUUCCAAGCGGGAGGUGUGUUUGCCUGCCCGAGUAUGGAAAAUAGCGAGAAAAGCUUCAUUUUGGCCAUGUACGACGCUCGUGGGAUUCUAAAUCCACACUGAAACAAUUAAAUGUUGUACUUUUUAAGAUUUCCCUAGACACCCCUUCCCUAGAAGUGCUUCCUGCCCCCACUGGCUGAGUACUUUUGAAAGUGUAAGCCAUGCCUGUUUCAGCUGAUGAAACUGUGGGGAGCCUGGCUAUGAGAGAUACAGUCCUAACUCCAGCAGGAAUUGAAGGGUUACAAGAGUCAUCAUCUACACAGAAUAUAAAAGCUCAAGAAGUCAUAUCACGAAUCAGUCGAGAGGAGCUGGAAGACAGAUUUCUUCAUCUGCGUGAUGACCACAUCCUACUCAAACAACAUGCAAAUAAGCAAGAGGAGAAAAUUAAAAGAAUGACCACCAAAUUAAUACGGCUUGUUAAUGAUAAAAGAAGAUGUGACCAGGCUGGCUGUGGACCCAAGCGGCUGGGUCAUGCUCUGGAGCUGGAAGACAUGAUUGAGCAUUCGCGAGAAAGAGUUCGUGAGCUUGAGAGACAAAAUGAGAGCCUCCGCAACAAACUCAUUUCAACUAAACAGCAGCUGCAGAUUCAAGGCCAUAGACCUUGUCUGUACAGCUCCGUUCAAUCUCGUGUGAACACUGGUCUCAAUAAAGAGACCGAGGCUGCUGCCAUGCCAGAGCACACCAAGAAGGGAAUGAGAUUUCAGAGUUUAGAAGCAAGAUCAUCUGACCUUGUGCUCUCCAAAUAUGGACAGAGUCUGCUUGAGGAUUCAAGGGCUAAAAUCAGAAAUUUGGAGACUAUCAUUGAGUCCCAGAGGAAACAAAUUGAGGAACUAGAUCAUGCCAGAGAGAUUCUUGGGAGUCAACUAAGAAGGAAAGAAAAGGAAAUUGAAGAAUCCAUCCUACGGCUGAAAGAGCAGGGUACAGCAAGCCAAAGGCUAAACAUUCAGGACAAUGUGGAAAUGAUCAAGGUCCGUAAACAGCUGGCUGAGAAAACCAAUGCUCUUUCAGCAAUGGAAGGAAAAUUUCUCCAGCUUCAAGAGAACCUAAAGAACCUGAAGACCAACCAUGAUGCUUUAUUAGCAAAAGGUGAUGAACUGAAUGUUCAGCUUAAAGAGGAGCGGUUAAAAUGCUUCCAUCUUCAAAAAGAGUUGCAGUCGGUGACUAUUUCAAAUAGAAGGAUGGAAGAGUUACAGGAAAGAAUAAAGUAUCUAGAAAAAGAGAAUGAACUCUUGAAGGAAAACUGUGAUAAGCUGCAUAACAGUGUCUUCAGUCUGCCCCAUGAACAGCAAUGGAGGUCAAAGGAACAGCAACUGAAACUGCAAAUUACUAAACUAGAGACAGCUAUCAAAAGUGAUUUAGCAGACAAAAAUGAAAUCCUUGACAAGAUCAAAGUAGAAAGAGACCAAAAGGAAAAGCUGAUGCAAGACAACAAAGACCUGCAGUUACGCUACCUGGAACAACAGCAGGAGCUAGAUGAUCUGAAAAAUCAAGUGAAGUUUUUGACCAAGUUUCAGGAAAGGGAUGUUGGUGUGGUAGAACUCAAUGAAACCCUCUUCCAUAUGAAGGAUCGAAAGCAACAAAAGAAUGUGGACCUUCUGUUCUUGGAAAAAGUGGAAGAUGAUAUCCAUAAAGGUUUAGAAUACUCCAUGCAGGAGCUGCAGUUAACACAUGCGGAAACAGUGCAAGAACUUGAAAAGACAAGGAAUUUGUUACUUGUGCAGCACAAAAUUAGCAAAGAUUACCAGACUGAAGUAGAAACAAUGACAAGAAAGAUGGAAAGUCUACAGAAAGACUAUGAGUUAAAACUGGAACAGCAUUCCCACCUUCUCGAUAUCAGAGCUGCACGUAUCAGAAAACUAGAAGCCCAAUUAAGAGACGUUGUCUAUGAUACAAAACCACUUAAGUCCAGCCCAGAAGUAUUGCCAAGUGACCCAGUGGGUGGAUUUGUUGAAACUGUUCAUUUAGAAAGAGGAGAGAACCUUUUUGAAAUUCAUAUCAGCAGAGUGAUCUUCUCUUCUGAGGCUAUGCACACUUUUGGUGACUGGGAACCUGAAACCUUUUGUACUUACGCAUUCUAUGACUUUGAACUUCAGAUGACCCCAGUAGUUCAUGGGAACAUCCCAUCAUAUGACUUCACUUCUCAGUUUCUUGUGCAGUCUGAUGACAGCUUCUUUCACUAUAUACAAGAAAACAGCAUCACACUUGAGGUUCAUCGUGCGUAUGGCAUAGAUUACGAAACAAUUGCUUCUUGUCAGCUUAAGUUCCAUGAAAUCUUGGAAAACGAUGGCAAGAUCUACAACACAGCAAAUUUAGUUGGAAAAACAGGACACAUUCAAAAUUAUGGUACCGUAGAAUACUGGAUCAGGCUACAAGUUCCUAUGGAUGAAGCUGCUAUUCCCUACAAACAGAGGUCAAAGGCUCUGGGAUAUAUAACACCCAGUUUUAGAGGACAUGAACAACCACCCAAGACACCAAAACUCAAAAUGAAGCAGCAUGCAGCUCAAGCACACAAGAGAGUCUCUUUUCUGGAUCUUAGUACAAUACAGAUGACACAUGCGGUACAGGAGGCUAAACAGCUGUCAGGUGACAAAGUGAAGGAGAUUGCUGAAGAAAUUCAGCAGGUAAAAGAAGAGCUCUCUCAUUUGUCAGAGGAGCAGUUGCCUGACCAAACACUGAUUACUUCCAGAGAUGAGACAAAAAUAAUUGAAGAAUUGGAACCAGAAGACCAAGAAGAUCAUCAAGAGGAUGAUGCUGUUGAAUCAGUAAAAACUGACAGUGAUGACUGUAUUAUUUCAAGUCCAUUAUCCACAAAUAUUAAACAGCUGAGUCAGAGUAUACAUGGCAGUUAUUUGGAAGUUGAAAAAAUACGGAUUAAAAUUGCAUCACUUGUUCUUACUGAGUCACGAAUUACAGCAGAUGAAACAAUACAGCAGCUGUUUGUAGAAUGCAGAUUGAACAAUUUCCUUGCAGAGGAGACCCCACUGUCACUUCCAAAACCAACAAGUGGUCAGAGGAUUCACUAUAACUACAGCACUGUGAUAAAUGUGGGUAAGGAAGAUAAUCAUGCAGAAAGAGAGUAUCUCAAGUCAGUUCUUCUAAAGCCAGGUUUAUCUGCUGACAGCCUAAAAUUUACAGUGGUCAGUGAUCCCCCAGAAGAUGAGCAGGAUCUUGAAUGUGAGGAUAUUGGGUUUGCUUAUGUCAGUUUAAAAGAGAUAUUCCAGAAGCAAAGAGAUGUCAUUGAGCAAGAUAUUGAUGUGUUUGAUUCACAAGACGCCAGUGCAGUAAUUGGAAAGCUCACAGUGACAGUGGAAGCUCUCAAUGCACUGCGUUCAGUCCAUGAGGAAUGCCAAAAUGAUUAGGAGGCAGGAGCAGGAUAUUUGCCUAUUGAAGUUCUUGCUUCCAGUGUAAAGAUACACUUGAUGGUUCAUCAAAAAUUAGAUAUUUGUCAUUCUUACAGUGUAUUUAAUGUAAAAUGUAUAUGAAAAAUAUGCUUGAUGUCCAGGUUUCAAGUUUUCUAUACUUUUCAGUCUGUUUUCUUAUUUUUAAGGUGAAUCAUUCUUGCUGAAUCUCAGGCUCUCAACACUUGAUAGUAUCACAGUCUAACUUAGUUCCAACAAAGUUUCGUUUCAAAUGCAAGCUUGCUUGUAAAUUACCAGAUACCAGUUGAGGGUAUUUUGUCUAAGGAAGUAAGUGAUGGUGAACCUUCAAACAGAAAUGCUGGUAGAUUCUUACUAAGAGUAGUUCUAUCACAAUACUUUGUCAGAAUACAAUUAUUUGUGUUAGAAGUGACCUCAGGCAGUUUUUAGUCCAGUCACUGCAGGAUUAGGUAUUACGUUAGGCCAUGUUGCUCAAGGCUCUAUCCAGCCUGGUCUGAAAACCUCCAAGGAUAGGGACUGCUUAACUGCUCUCUGCACAGCCUGUUCCAAUGCCUGACUGUUCUCUCAGUGAAAAAAGGAGAUGCAUUUUUACAAAUACGUCAGUCCAGAUUGAAGCCAAAUCUAGAUAUAAGUAUGUGGAGCAGAUUUUUCACUUAAUGCACCGUCUAAUAAUUUCAAUUUUUUUAUUUUUUUUUUAAUUCUAGGGAUGGCAUGUUUGUUAUUUGUUUCAGCCAUUUAACAUUUGCACAGAAAUAAAGAUAAAGCAUUUUAGUGUUGUCACACUUUGCAGUAUGCCAUCGAAUUUUCAUCCAGUUUUGUGAAGCAAUUGACAGCAAACAGCUGUUACUGUUAUCAAUGUGAUUUGCUUAAGUAAUGUUUCUGUAGAUUUCAGUGGUAAACAAUUGGUUGUGGUUUAAUCCUGGGUUCGGAGGUUUUUUAUAUUAGGCUUAGAUUAUUUUAAGAGUAAGGAUAGUGGCAACAAUGCAAGACCGGUCUUCUACACAAUUAGCAAUUAUUUGUUUCACAUUUUUGUGGAUUUAGAAAAUAAUCUAUUUUCUAUUUAAACAAACUGUCAUUCUUGUUAAAUGCAGAAUUAUUUCCGUAUGUAUUAAAGUCACAAGAACUGAACCAUUCUUGAAAAAAUGUUGCAAAAAUGUGGUCCUUCUACUGCUACCAAAAAAAAAAAAAAAAACCAUUAAACUCUUUUGCUUGUUAUAAACCAGUGGUUAUUCUGAUUACCUACUCAUAAGUAUAAACAGCUACACAAGCUGAAAGCCAUUAACUUCAGUGGUAAUGAACAACCAAACUUCACCUUAACAUGAGGAAGAACUUGUUUACAUUGAGGGUGGCAGAGCACUGGGACAGUUUCCCAGAGUUUGUGGAGUCUCCUUCACCAGAGACAUGCAAGACAGAAACCUCCCUCGAUGUGUUCCUGUGUCACCUCCAGGUGACCCUGCCUUGGUGGGGUGAUAAGACUAGAUGAUCUCCAGAGCCACCAAUUUCCAACCACCAAUUAACUAUUCUGUGG